AUGCGUCUAAUCAGCAUGCGGCACAGAUUGCCACUGGAUGUGUGGCGGCAGCAGCACCAGUUGUGCAAUAUUACGUUUGCGUCAACCCUAUUCCCCCAAUUUCCCCCACUCCUCCCCCAAAACCCCCCACCCCCCUCCCUUCGCCCCGUUCUGCAGGCAGGGGUUGCGUUCUAUGCAUGUGUGGAGUCAGCAGCACCAGCUGUGCAAU
Molecule: messenger RNA, 208 nt
Organism: Closterium sp. Naga37s-1
Lineage: Eukaryota; Viridiplantae; Streptophyta; Zygnematophyceae; Desmidiales; Closteriaceae
Source: the annotation of a GenBank genome assembly